Molecule: messenger RNA, 1293 nt
Organism: Fusarium sp. VM40
Lineage: Eukaryota; Fungi; Ascomycota; Sordariomycetes; Hypocreales; Nectriaceae
Source: the annotation of a GenBank genome assembly
AUGCAGUUCAACGCUAUCGCUCUCUGCCUCGGUCUGGCUGGUCUGGCCCAGGCACACAUGGAGAUGAUCUACCCUCCCCCCUUCAAGUCCAAGGCCAACACCAACGCUGGUAGCGACGUCGACUACAGCAUGACCGCUCCUCUUGAGGCCAGCGGCGCCAACUUCCCCUGCAAGGGUUACCACUCUCUCUUCGGUACCGCGCAGGGUGCUUCGGUUGCUAACUGGGCAGCUGGUGAUUCCUACAACAUGAGCAUCACCGGCGGUGCUAACCACGGUGGUGGCAGUUGCCAGGCCUCUCUCUCCUUCGAUAAGGGUGAGUCUUGGCAGGUCAUCCACUCCUACGUCGGCAACUGCCCCGGCGCUGGUACUACCACCUUCGACUUCAAGGUUCCCAGUGACGCUCCAUCCGGCGAGGCCAUCUUCGCCUGGACCUGGUUCAACCAGAUUGGUAACCGUGAGAUGUACAUGAACUGUGCCGCCGUCACCAUUGGUGGAGGCGCCGGUAAGCGUGCAUCUGCCAUGAGCAACCGCCCUGAGAUGUUCGUCGCCAACGUUGGCAACGGCUGCACCACCGAGGAGGCUUCCGAUCUUGAGUUCCCCGACCCCGGUCCCGAUGUUAGCAACGACUCCAAGAAGACUGCUGGUCCCAAGGGCACUUGUGCCAAGGCCGGUUCCGGUGGCGGUUCUUCCGGUGGUGGUUCCGGUGCUGCUCCCAGUACUCCUGCUGAUGGCUCUGCCGGUGGUAACGACGGAUCUGGCUCUGGUGAUGGCUCUGGAGCUGCUCCUUCCACCCCUGCUGCCCCUGUCGAGACCCAGCCCGCUGCUCAACCCUCAGCUCCCGCUGGUGGCGCUCCCGGAGGUGUCUUCAUCACUGUUUCUCAGCCCGCCGAGGCUACCGCUGCCCCCGCUGCUCCUUCAGCCCCUGCCAACGAUGGUGGUGCCGACAGCAGCACCCUGAUCACCGUGACCAAGCCUGCUCAGCCUGCCCCUACUAACGUCGGCAGCCCUGAGCCUGUUCCUACUACUCCCACCGCACCUGCUGCUCCCGCUACUCCCGACACUGGUGCUGGUGCUGGCUCUGGUGGUUCAGGUUCAGGUUCAGAGGAGACAGCCGGCUCUGCUUGCACCGACGAAGGCCAGUGGAACUGUAUCGGCGGAUCCAAGUACCAACGCUGUGCUUCCGGCCGCUGGUCUGUUGUUCAGUCUAUGGCCGCUGGCACUACCUGCUCUGGCAACAAGGCCUCGGCUAUGGCCUUUGGAUUCGGCCGCAAGCUCCGAGCUCGCUGGAUUUAA